Molecule: messenger RNA, 2928 nt
Organism: Amblyraja radiata (thorny skate)
Lineage: Eukaryota; Metazoa; Chordata; Chondrichthyes; Rajiformes; Rajidae
Gene: prdm5
Product: PR domain containing 5
Exons: 17
Coding region: 319-2238 (639 amino acids)
Biological process (GO): regulation of transcription by RNA polymerase II
Cellular component (GO): nucleus
Molecular function (GO): protein binding; RNA polymerase II cis-regulatory region sequence-specific DNA binding; DNA-binding transcription activator activity, RNA polymerase II-specific
Source: RefSeq, a predicted model, not a curated record
UCACUCGACGGCGACUGGGGUGUCCGGGGAAGCGGAGCGGCGUGCAGCCCGCCUGCCUGCAGCUCACCCACCCACCGGCCUCCCUCCCUCCCUCCCACCCACCAGCCUGCCUCCAGCUCACCUCGCUGCUUUCCACGGAAAGCUCUGGUGCGAGUGAGAGGGUGGGAAGUACCCAAGCCAAUCAGAGCGGCGCCGCCCAGGACUAACAUGGCAGCAGCGCCGGGCCAGGCAGCAAGUUCCCGCAGGCAAUCCGACCGGUGACAGCGGCUGCAAGCGCCCGACCUGACCUGACCCGACCCGACCCAUCCCGCCGUCACCAUGCUCGGCAUGUACGUGCCCGAUAGAUUCUCCCUGAAAUCCUCCAAAGUGCAAGAAGGGAUCGGCCUGUACACUGCCAGACGGGUGAAAAAGGGUGAGAAGUUUGGGCCUUUUGCUGGAGAGAAAAGAAUGCCUCAUGAACUGGAUGAAAGCAUGGAUUCAAGACUGAUGUGGGAGGUACGUGGAAAUAAGGGAGAGGUUUUGUACAUUCUGGAUGCCAGCAAUCCUCGGCAUUCAAAUUGGCUGCGCUUUGUCCAUCAGGCUCCUACACAAGAAGAGAAAAAUCUGGCUGCAAUUCAGGAAGGAGAAAAUAUUUUCUAUUUGGCUGUGGAUGACAUCGAAACAGACACUGAAUUGCUGAUUGGUUAUCUGGAUAGUGAAAUGGAAGAGAUGGAGGAAGAAGAGGAGGAGAAAAUGGUCAGCAAAGAGGAUGAAGACAAUCCCAAAGAUAUUCAAUCAUCUGGUGAUAAAGAUCUGUUGAGCGAUAAAGAAGGUUACGGUUGUCCUCGAUGUGAGAGCAGUUUCCGAAGCCAAGACAUCUUGGCAGAGCACUUGCAGUCACUACAUCAGAAGCCCAGUGAAGAAAAGGAAUUCAAAUGUCGGAAUUGCGGCAAGAAGUUCCCCAUUAAACAGGCCUUGCAGAGACAUGUUCUACAAUGUACUGAAAAUGUCCUUCCCGAUGACAGCUCUCGAAGCUUUCAAUGUUCUGUCUGCAGCAUCGCCUUCAGCUCUGAGUCAAGUUUCGAGCAGCAUAAAGAAGCCUGCAAAGGGGAUGCCAGGUUUGUUUGCAAAGCAGAUAGCUGUGGGAAAAGGUUCAAAAGCAAAGAUGCCUUGAAGAAGCAUAAGGAGAAUGUGCAUACAGGAAGCUCUCGGAGGAGACUGAUGUGCUCUGUAUGCAACAAGAAGUGUUCUUCGGCUGCAACUCUACAGGAGCAUCGAAAGAUUCAUGAGGUCUUCAAUUGCCAAGAGUGUGACAAAAAAUUCAUUUCAGCAAACCAGUUGAAGCGCCAUAUGAUUACCCAUUCAGAGAAACGCCCUUACACCUGUGAGGUCUGCAGUAAAUCUUUCAAACGUCUCGAUCAAGUAACUGCGCAUAAAAUUAUCCAUAGUGAGGACAAACCAUACAAAUGCAAACUUUGUGGAAAAGGCUUUGCUCAUAGAAAUGUGUACAAGAAUCACAAGAAGCACAAGGACCUGGGGAAGCUCUGCAUAUCGGCACACUCGGAAGAGAGGCCAUUCCAGUGUGAGGAGUGUAAGGCUUUGUUUCGAACUCCCUUCUCCCUGCAAAGACAUCUACUGAUUCACAACAGUGAACGAACCUUCAAAUGUGAUCACUGUGAUGCAACUUUCAAGAGGAAGGACACCUUAAAUGUUCACAUUCAAGUGGUGCAUGACGGGCACAAGAAGUACAAGUGUGAUCUGUGUGACAAGGCCUUUGUUACCCCCUCUGUGCUGAAGAGUCAUAAAAAGACACAUACCGGAGAGAAGGAAAAGAUUUGUCCAUACUGUGGACAGAAAUUUGCUAGUAACGGAACCUUACGUGUACACAUUCGAAGCCAUACAGGUGAGCGCCCGUACCAAUGUCCCUACUGUGACAAAGCUUUCAGCAAGAAUGAUGGAUUAAAAAUGCACAUUAGAACACACACGCGGGAAAAGCCUUACCAGUGUUCAGAAUGCAACAAAGCUUUUAGUCAGAAAAGGGGUCUAGAUGAACAUAUGAGGACUCAUACAGGAGAAAAGCCAUUCCAGUGUGACGUCUGCGAUUUAUCAUUCAGCUUGAAAAAAAUGCUGAUUAGGCACAAACUGACACACAACCCAAAUCGACCAAUGGCAGAAUGCCAACUCUGUCACAAGAAGUUUACAAGGAAUGACUACCUCAAGGUCCAUAUGGAAAACGUGCACGGAGAGACAGACAGCUAAAGCUCUGCCCUUCACAUUCAAUCGGAGAGCUUCAACAUUCCUGAGCUCCAUUAUAGGUCAACGCUGUGGUAGAUUGCAACUAUCAGUAGUGUUGGAAUGCUUUACCUGCCCGAUAUGUAUAAUUUGCAAAGAUACAAUAUGCAUUCUUCAGCAGCUAGUGUGUUUUUGUUUUACUAUUCUGAGAGCCUGCUGUGAAUGGGAGACGAUAGAUUUCAAAAUCCUUGCUUUUGUGACCUUUACGAUGAAUUAUUCUGCCGAGGUUGUUUGAGUGUUCGGAAACACAGCACAAUCUCCUUGUUUCUUUAUGCUAAUCAUUUAAAUAAUCAUCAACUGGAUCCAGACACUUUACAACUGUUAAUCCUCACACUGUCACCAAUACCAAAUAAUUCUCUUGUGAAGGUGAUUUACUUUGAGAUGUCAGUUCAUCCAUUAAUGCUGAAAAGCCAUUCAUACCUUUAAUGAUACUAUUUGUCACAUGAACAUGUAUUAGUGCUAUAAUGAUUUGCAACUUACAUAUUUUAGAUAAAUAACUGAAAUGCAUUUCUGUCUUCCCUGCUCUUCUCUUACUCUUUUUUUGGUGUUUUCGUGUAAUCUUGUAUUUUUGAUUACCUAUUGGCUUUGUUUUAGUAGUAAUUUGAAUUUUUGUGCUCUGACUUAGUCAUUGAUCAAUUAAACAGAACAUCCUUUCUA